This is a messenger RNA of Pteronotus mesoamericanus, 1038 nucleotides long. It is a transcript of the gene HOXD8, whose product is annotated as homeobox D8. Bases 160 to 1017 code for a protein of 285 amino acids. Gene Ontology annotation, cellular component: nucleus. Gene Ontology annotation, molecular function: RNA polymerase II transcription regulatory region sequence-specific DNA binding; DNA-binding transcription factor activity, RNA polymerase II-specific. The transcript is spliced from 2 exons. Lineage: Eukaryota; Metazoa; Chordata; Mammalia; Chiroptera; Mormoopidae. Gene Ontology annotation, biological process: regulation of transcription by RNA polymerase II. The record is from RefSeq and is a predicted model, not a curated record.
GCUCUCCAGCCUCAGAGGCGACGCGCGGGCGGGCAGCAGGAGCAACGUAACCCCGCGGCUCCAGCGGCGCAAGCAGCCGCCCCAGAGGCCCCUGCGGCAGUGCAGCAGCGUAGAGGCGCCCUCCUUGCCUGCUUCGCGCCGCCCGGGGCCGCCGCCCCGAUGAGCUCGUACUUCGUGAACCCGCUGUACUCCAAGUACAAGGCGGCGGCCGCGGCAGGCGAGGCCAUCAAUCCCACUUACUACGACUGUCACUUCGCGACUGAGGUCGGCGGCCGCCACGCCGCUGCCCUGCAGCUCUAUGGCAACAGCACCGCCGGCUUCCCGCACGCGCCCCCGCUGGCGCACGCGCACCCGCACCCUUCGCCGCCGCCCGCCGGGCCGGGUUGCGGUGGUGGGGGCGGCCCGAGCCCCGGCCAGGACUACUUCCAUCCCGGCGGGGGCAGCCCGGCCGCAGCCUACCAGCUCGUACCCCCUCCUCCUCCGCAUCCUCCUCCUCCUCCGCAGCCUCCCCCCUGCGGCGGGAUUGCCUGUCACGGGGAGCCCGCGAAGUUUUACGGAUACGAUAACUUACAGAGACAGCCGAUUUUUACGACCCAGCAAGAGGCCGAGCUGGUACAAUAUCCUGACUGUAAAUCGUCCAGUGGUAAUAUUGGCGAGGACCCAGACCACUUAAAUCAGAGUUCGUCUCCUUCUCAAAUGUUUCCCUGGAUGAGACCACAAGCAGCUCCUGGUCGAAGAAGAGGAAGACAAACCUACAGUCGUUUCCAAACCCUAGAGCUGGAAAAGGAGUUCCUUUUUAACCCUUAUCUGACCAGAAAGAGAAGAAUCGAGGUUUCCCACGCCCUAGCUCUCACUGAGAGACAGGUAAAAAUCUGGUUCCAAAACAGGAGAAUGAAAUGGAAAAAGGAGAACAACAAGGACAAAUUCCCGGUUUCCCGACAGGAGGUGAAGGAUGGGGAAACUAAAAAGGAAGCCCAAGACCUGGAGGAAGACAGAACUGAAGGCCCGACGAAUUAAUUCUACCUUUAAAAUUUUACC